This is a messenger RNA of Paramecium pentaurelia, 1311 nucleotides long. Lineage: Eukaryota; Ciliophora; Oligohymenophorea; Peniculida; Parameciidae. The record is from the annotation of a GenBank genome assembly.
UAUGGAUAUGGAUAAUCCAGCCCAUGUUCCAAUCAAUAUAAAAUAAUAAGAAAGCAAGAAAAAAGAAUGUUGCAAUCAUAAUCAUUAACAUUAACAUAAUCAUUAGCAUGAACAUCAUCAUCAUCAUUAACAUUCAUAUAAUCCAUUUGCAAAUGUUCCAAAAGAAAUGAAAGUCUUUAUUUGGUAUGCUAUACUUAAUGGUGAUUAUGCUAUGCAAAUCUUUAUGUAAUUACCUAUGAUGGCUUAAGGCUAUUAUUUUUAUAUAUUGAUUUAGUAAUAAUAUCCAACUAUCAUAUAGCUAGACUCUCUUGACACCAAUUUACAAAAUAAAUGGAUUUCUUAAUUAAGUUUUACCAGACAAUAUAUUAAGAAAAUUAUUUGGAGGUCUUUCCAUCUAUUAUUUCAUUGUUCAUGGACUUAUACUCUAUUUAAAUUAUGAAACUUAUCCUGAAUUGGUAUCACUAAAAAAUUAUUCAUUUAGAAUUACAUUUUGUAUAUCAUAUAUGCAAUAUUAUUUACUUACUUCAUACUUAUAUUAUGUCCUGCAGGCUAAUUCAAACAAGCUGAUUUCAAAGAAUUAUUAGAUACAUAACCAGAACUAUUCACUCUCUCUAAAAUGAAUAGAAAUAUUUGUGUUUUGUGUUCAAUUCCUAAAGUUGUUCGAUCAUAACAUUGUCUAUAUUGUCAAAAGUAUCUAACUAAUUUUAUUAAUAUAGAUGUAUUAUAAGAUGGGAAUUUCAUUCAAUGUAAUUAAAUACAUGUAUUGGUGUAUUCAAUUAUCCAUUCCUAGUUAUGUAUAUAUUUUUUUGGACCUUCUAUUGUUUUACUAUACUUAGAUAAUUCACAUUAGUAGAAAGAAUACAAGAAAAAUCAUAUUUUGAUUUACUCAUUAUAGUGAUUAAUGUCCACCAAUUUUAUUAUUUUGGUCAAUAAUAUUUAUUGUGUUUAUUAAGAGUAUAUAAUUAUUAAUUAUAUUUUAGAUUUCUUAUAACAUAACUCCAUAAGAAUUAGGAUAAUGGAGAAGAUAUUCCUAUUUAUGGGCUAAUGAAAGGGGAAUGUUUGGAAAUCCCUUUGACAAAGGAUUUCUCUAUAAUUGGAUUUCUUUCCUUAAACCACUGUUUACUAGUAAAGGAGAUGGAAAUUGGGCAACAAAUAAAUACAUAAAUGUGUCAGAUAUACCAAAUCAUCCUCUUGGAACUAAAGCUUAGUAAAUGAUAGAUCAAUAAAUUUAAUAACUAAGAAAAAUGGAAAAAGAUUUAAUUAAAAGAUAAGCAGCUGAUGAUGAGUAAGAAGGUCUAUUGAAUUAGUGAG